This is a messenger RNA of Ostreococcus tauri, 372 nucleotides long. Its product is annotated as Ribosomal protein S17. Gene Ontology annotation, molecular function: structural constituent of ribosome. Gene Ontology annotation, cellular component: ribosome; cytosolic small ribosomal subunit. The coding region runs from base 1 to 372 and encodes 123 amino acids. The transcript has a single exon. NCBI's taxonomy places the organism in Eukaryota, Viridiplantae, Chlorophyta, Mamiellophyceae, Mamiellales, Bathycoccaceae. The record is from RefSeq and is a predicted model, not a curated record. Gene Ontology annotation, biological process: translation.
AUGUUCGCCGCCGCCACGACCCGACAUCAAUUCACCACCUCCACCGUCGCCCUGAAGACGCCGACCACGCCGGCGCGGGCGACGCGCGCGACGGGAAUCACCGCCGCCGCGCAGACCCUCGAGGGCGUCGUCGUCUCCCAAUCGGGCGCGAAGUCCAAGGUUGUCCUCGUCGAGCGCAAGGUCCCGCACCCGAAGUACAUCAAGCGCGUGAACGCGUCGAAAAAAUUCAUGUUCCACGACGAGAACGAUGGAUGCAAGGUUGGCGAUCGCGUGGAGAUUAGCGCGUGCAGGCCGAUGUCGAGGAAGAAGCGAUUUCAGCUGAACAAGGUGGUGUACGCGUGCAAGACGGACGUCGAUUGCCCGGUGGCUUAA